This is a messenger RNA of Triticum dicoccoides, 900 nucleotides long. RefSeq lists its product as uncharacterized. The coding region runs from base 1 to 900 and encodes 299 amino acids. Lineage: Eukaryota; Viridiplantae; Streptophyta; Magnoliopsida; Poales; Poaceae. The transcript is spliced from 2 exons. The record is from RefSeq and is a predicted model, not a curated record.
AUGGCGGACCCGACGAGCUUGGCCGCAAGAGUUCCCCCGCCGUCCAAAAGGAAGAAAGAGGAACCAACUCAUCUCCAAACCUCGCCCCUUCUUUCCCCCACGGCGGCCGCAGGCUGGUCCGCCGUCCCUCCGGACCUCGUCCGCCGCGUCGCCGACUCUCUCCUCGCCACCAACGACCUCGACUGCUACAUGCACCUCCGUGCCACCUGCCCCGGCUGGCGCGCUGCCACCGACGACCCCAAGAGCAGCGAGUCCGACCGUCGCUUCGAGCCGCGCCAGUGGAUCCUCCUCGACGAGGUCUUCGAGAGCGAGGGUGAAGAGAUGCUCCUGUGCAACGCCGACACCGGCCGCUUCCUCCGCAGAAAGUUCCCCAUGCUCCGCGACCACUACACCAUGGCAACCACUCACAACGGCUACUUCGUGCUGGCGGACAAGAGCCCUCCUCACACGGCCAGCGUCCUCAACCCUCUCACCGGCGCUGUCGUCCGUUUCCUGGUCCCCGUGCCACCGCAGAUGGGUGCCGCUGACGUCGUCUUCCGUGAUGGCUCUCCGCUCAAGCUCAUUGUCAUCUGCAACUCGUCUCAUGCGCAACAUUACACGGCCAAUCCUGACAGUCAGAGUUUCACCGUGCUUGAUUGUGGACCAGAUUAUAAUUUCUUACUCAAGACGGGCGUGAAUGGUGGUGUGUACGCGAGCUUGAACAAAGCUGCCACGUUUGCUAUUCUAUUCACCUACCUGGCAGCCUAUCAUUUCCCGCCUGGUUUGAGUACAAGCAUGUUGCUUGCCAAUGUUUUCUCCGGCUGCACAUAUGACGGAGACGACGAUCGAUGUUUUCUAGUCGGAUUGGAUCUUCUCUCCAGCUACACCAUUAACAUGCCAGAUUCUCAACUGCCCUUCUAA